Messenger RNA from Echinococcus granulosus, 3324 nucleotides. RefSeq names its product DNA repair and recombination protein RAD54B. Gene Ontology annotation, molecular function: ATP binding; ATP-dependent chromatin remodeler activity. Lineage: Eukaryota; Metazoa; Platyhelminthes; Cestoda; Cyclophyllidea; Taeniidae. The transcript is spliced from 20 exons. Gene Ontology annotation, cellular component: nucleoplasm; cytoplasm. The coding region runs from base 1 to 3324 and encodes 1107 amino acids. The record is from RefSeq and is a predicted model, not a curated record. Gene Ontology annotation, biological process: box H/ACA snoRNP assembly.
AUGCUUACCCCGUUAUUUUCUCUAACCCAAACACCUGAUGAACUUAUCCUGAAACUUCACAUUCCUUUGGCUGAUUUGAGUAAUUCAGAAUUCCUCAUAGAGGAUGGCAUUGUGUAUUUUUGUGCUCCACCUUACUACCUUCGACUUGAACUUCCAGGAUCAGUUGUGGAAGAUGACGAUCACAUCCAGUUCCGGUUAGAAUCUGGGGACAUGUUCAUCACAAUGACAAAAUCAACACCCGGGGAACAUUUUGAAGACUUAGAUCUGCUUUCUAGAUUUGUAAUUAACCCUGCAUCCAAGUACACGGCUUCAAAAGCAGGAAUUCAGGUUUUGGAUUCAACCACAGUCCCGCCUGAAGGAAAGACUGAUUAUGAUUGGUUUUUAGAACUACCAGAAGAAAUAAACUCCAGUAACAAUACUGCUGAGGAUCACAUGAAUGUGGAAAUAGUCAAGUAUCCUUAUGGAUUUGCAGCUUCAAAGUCAGGGCUCUUCGUGGACAAACCAGAAACUUGUUUACCAAUCGACCUGCCGAACCCCGACUUUUGUCCUCCUCUGAAACGCCAUCAACUGCAGCUUCAGUCUGUUCGUGAUCACUUUCAAGCAGAGCAUUAUGUAGCUGACUACUAUGAGACAGAGGUGUCCGCAAACGCAUUGCGUCAGUCGAUUCCCUGGGUUGAAAAUAAGCAUGGAGGUCCUGAAUUUUCCGACGAGUAUCGCUAUCGCUUGACAGUCCUUUCUACACACACAUUGCCUCUCCUACCACCUUCACCUUCAGACAUCGAUUCUACAGAGGAAGUGAAGGUGGAAGACACCAGGACCUUUGUCUAUCUGGGACUUGUGGAUCUGUUACUAGCCUACACUUACGACUACCGUGUCAGAGAGGGUGAUGAGAACUGUGAAUCCGGUUGGGUUAUUGCCAAGAUUGCGGCCACUUUAUCCUGGCUUGAGGCAAAUACCAAGUAUUCUCUGUUUCCUAAUCUUCCAACUCUUCUACGCUCCUUCUAUGAACGUGCUCUUACCUACCCGCUGAUUCGUAACUGGAAACUCUGCCGAAAAAUUCAAGCCGACGUCGCCUCUCUGCUUCAACACGAAAAUGCAAAGGCGUGGAUUCUCUACAUCCUGUUGGAGAUUCGAAGAAUUCUCAUUGACUAUCCGGGAUACUAUAUCUUUGUUGACCUCUUUCUCGAUGAUUACAUCGUUUGGCUCCAAAAGUCUGCUAGUGCCUACAUCCUAAAGCACCUGGGUGAAGCAAUUGCUUCAGUCAAAAUGAAGAAGGCUGACGUAAAUUUGCCGCUGAGGAAGAUUGAGCAGAUAGCCGCUGAGGCUCUAGAAGAAGAAGAAGCCCUAGUGGAAAAUCUUGGAGGCAUUUCUCUGAAUUCACAGCAAUCAUAUUUGUCGCCACUUUUCUUUCCACAGAGUGACUUACCAAUCAAAAUAAACUCAAGCAAAUCGUCCACUUUGUUUUGUAUUGAUGAGCGCAAACCAGCUAUUCUCCAACGGCAAGCUUUACAUCCAACCACCCCCAGUUUCGAAUCGGUGGUCCAUAACAGUGUUCGGAGAUAUGAAAUCGUCUACGCAAAGCGCUCUACCAAGAAGGUACUCUCUUCGUUUCAGGUCCUCACGUCAAAAUUUGCUCAACCGAGGGCAAAGACUGUGCUAAGUGCUAUGGAACUUGGAAUGAUAUUACCUGUCGGUGGUUAUGAGUGUCAACUGAUAUCUCUUCUGAAUGAGUCGGAAGCUCCGGACAUAUCAGAGGCCGGUCACUUACCACAAAAACCACGUACACCUGUAAGAAACACUCUUAAGAAGAGAAGGAGUAACCCUAUUCAGCUCCAAAAACCUGACGAAAACUCUUUCAAACUACCGCCUCCUCCAAGCAGUCACAUAUGGAAGCACAAUUCCGAAGGACUUCAAAUUUCCGAGGUUUUUCUCAGUGGUUAUUUAGCCGCAAAACUUCAUCCAUAUCAAUUAGAGGGAAUAAAGUUCCUCUACGAAUGUGUGCUCGGUUAUCGGAGCAUCGAAAAUCAGCAGGAUGAAAUGGGUCUUGGGAAGACGGUUCAAGUGAUCGGUUUACUCUCUAUUCUACUGAAACAGGGUCCUUAUGGUGGGCAACCCGUGAUAAGGCGUUGCCUCAUUGUUACACCUGGUAGUCUUGUUGCAAACUGGCAGAAGGAAUUCAGCAAAUGGGUGGAACAUGGUAACAUUUCCACUUACUGUGUCAGUCAAGACAAUCCGCUGAAAGCGUACUUUUCACAGAUGAAACCCCCACCCGUAAUAAUCCUCUCCUAUGAAAUGCUCCUCCAACGUAUUGAUCGCAUCGCUGAAAUGACGUCCUUGGAUCUGGUUGUCUGUGAUGAGGGACAUCGACUGAAGAAUCUGGAAAUAAAAACUACAACAGCCCUGAAACGUUUGCCUGCUCGUCGUCGUAUCAUUCUCACUGGAACACCGAUUCAAAAUGACCUCAAUGAAUUCUGGUCCCUCGCUGAGUUUGUUGCCCCUGGCUGUCUAGCGUCUAGUCGAGAGGAGUACCGAACAUGCAUCGUGAAUCCCCUUUGCAAAUCUUUGCACUCCACAGAGCUGUUCAAAGCCAUCGCGUCAACUGACGCGCAGGUGCCUGCGGAGAUGGUGAUGGAAUCGGCGGAAAUUGUUGAAGCUGUGCAACGGUUAAAAACCGCACUGAGAACGUUCAUGUUGCGUAGGACUUCCGGUAUGAUUGCCAGAAGGCUUCCAGGUAAAGUUGAGCAAAUCGUAUUCUGUGAGGCAUCAUUACUUCAGCGUGAACUGGGGGCUGUGCUACUGAAUUGGAUUCGAAAUCAGUUGGAUUGCAAUGCGGAAGACGAGACGAACUUUAUCGAUAUGGUUGAGGAAGACUCUUUCGAACUUCCGAGCUUUGAAAGUGGUGUAGAUGUACUGGCUUGCAUUAUGGCCUUUCGAAAGCUCUACAAUCAUCCUUCUCUCCUCCUUCAAGCACUAAAUCAACACAGUAAGAAGAGGUAUGAAUUGUCACCUGCUAAGAAAGUGAUUCUUCCAUUCAUUGGACUCGUAGGUAUGAAUGAAGGACGUGUGCAAGCAGAAAUGCUUAUUGGAAGUGGCAGAGUGGAGCGACCAACUAGCAAAGACUUGGCUAAAGUGUUAGGCACGCAUACACGCACAUGCAUUCGCCAUUUGGUCUCACGAGAUGCGGAGGAGUGCUUAAUUCGGCAAUUUAUAGUUCGUUCCAACGAGUUUCUGGGUUGUCGAUCAGUCUUCUUUCUCAAUUAUUCUCAUUUACCGUGUCAUCUUUACAUCACAUUGAUUUGGUGUGUGUAUGCGUGUGAACCAUGA